AUGAAAAGAAAUGAACCGGUUAUUAUUUCCAAUGCAAUUCGUAACUGGAAAGCGUCUAGAUUCUGGGUGAAUACGAGCGGAACUCCCGAUUGGAAGCUUCUGAAGACGAUUUUUGGUGUGUCACGUCAUUUUUGUAGUAUUUGUUUUUAGGAAAUGUUCAGGUACCCAUAACAACAGAUGGGAACUGCCUUCAGAAACGUAUUCCUUUUUCGGAAUUUGUGAGCAAUCUGUCAGAUGAUCAUUCUUAUCAAUUUUAUCUUAAGGAUUGGCACUUUGUAAGUGAUUUUGUUACUAUUCAAUUGUUUUUAGUGUCUUGAUUCAAGGGAAAAUUGGUAUGAGAUUCCAAGUUUUCUGAGGUUGGACUGGGUUAAUAAUAAGAAGGAAGUGGCUGAGAACGACAUUUUUCGAGGGGAUUAUCGCUUUUGUUAUAUUGGAGGCUCAAGUACAUGGUAAGACUUUCGUUUCCCUAUAAAAACCUUUCUAUUUUUUGGAGGACGGGAUUUCAUGCCGAUGUCAUGAAUUCAUAUAGUUGGUCAGCCAACAUUUGUGGAAGAAAACGAUGGAUAAUGAUACCUAAAACGGUCACAAAAAUCAGAAAUGUUCAUUUGGAGGACAUUGAAGAUAUAAGAAAAUUUGAUUGGAAAUCAGUUGGUGGAAUUGAAUUCGAACAAAUAAGAGGAGAGAUCGUAUUUGUACCCAGCGGAUGGUAUCAUCAAGUACACAACAUGGAGAUCACCAUUUCUAUAAAUCAUAAUUGGAUUAAUCAAUUUAAUAUUGAAUACGUCAUCGAUUUGUUGUUAGAAAGACUAAAAGAAGUGAAGAAAGAAGUAACAUUAAUGGGGAGCGAUGUGGACGACCCAGUGGCGACAGUUGAGGUGAGUCAUCAUAUUUAAUACCUAUAUUAUUUGUUUUACAAUCUUACUUAUUCUAAACUUUCUGUUCAGAAGUUGCUUCGAGAUGAUUAUGGAUUGAAUCUCGGAUUUGCACAAAAAUUAUUGGAGAUUAUGGCACAUUCCUCAGAGUCGGGAGAUCUAGUCGCAGAUAGUCAGGAUGUAAAUCUUAUUAAGGAAAAAGAAAAUAUAUGUAAAUUUCUUUUAAAUCGGGUAAUUGGAGAGCAAACUGACUUAUUGGAACUCCACUGGUUUAAAGAAUAA
This is a messenger RNA of Bursaphelenchus xylophilus (pine wood nematode), 1154 nucleotides long. The record is from the annotation of a GenBank genome assembly. Lineage: Eukaryota; Metazoa; Nematoda; Chromadorea; Rhabditida; Aphelenchoididae.